GCCACGGUACCUGGGAUCCCCUGAUACUUUCCAGUCAUCCCAAGCCAGCUCCCUGAACCCUGACCUACUGUGGUUAGAUCUACAGCCACUUUCCGUUGCCUUCUUACCGUUCCUGUCAUUCUUAUCCACAUAGUGGAGAUUGCCUCAGCUUUCAAGCCCCAAUUCAGCCCUCAUUGUUCCUUCACGCAGCGGUCUCAACCACCAUGACUACAUCGAAUCGCUCGACCAGCAAGAGAUUACCCAUCAGUUGCCAAGCAUGUCGAACUAGAAAGAUACGCUGCUCUCGUGAUGGGCGUCCAUGCCAAACCUGUGUCCGCCGCGGAUUAGGCGCUGAGGACUGCAUAUACCUGGGUCAACCCAGACUGUCAUCCGAGCAUGCCUUGACGGUAGAAACAGCAGGGCAGAACGAGUUACUUGCACGAAUCCGCAAUCUUGAGGAACUCCUCCAGAGACAAGCGCAAUCGCAGUCAGGCGAUUCCCUGUCCCCGCAAAACUCACCUAGUGCGACAGGCAGCCUCCUUGAGACCGAUAGUGCUGUUGAUCCGGGAUCCAGAGAUAUGAGAAGUCCGUUGCUAACUAAUGUCGGCACUCUUCAAACCUUUGCUUCUGGAUACGUUCGCUACCUACCACUAGCAACUCACUCUAGCCAACUAAGCCCUACAGUCACAGGCACCUAUUCUUUGCCGAACGUGGAUACCGAGAUACCGGAUGAGAGCGAUGACCUACAAAUUCCGUUGGCUAAGAACUGUGUUACCAGGGAUGAGCUACUUGCCAUUCUCCCACCUCGUCGGUACUGUGACGCUUUGAAGGAUGUCUACUUCCGAGUCUUUUCACCUCUGUUUCACAUUCUCCACGAUCUGACAUUCGAGGCCGAGUACCAGCAAUUCUGCCAUGAUCCUAGUAGUGUGACAACAGCAUGGAUUGCGCUAUUAUUUGCCAUUUUGGCAAUUGCCGUCACCGCACUCGAGGACGAUGAGCCCUUACUUUCCGAUCUAGGCCGUGAAAAAACGGUCACCCGUAAUCUCAAGAUUCUAUCCUCACGUUAUCGAUCUGCCUCACUGCGCUGUCUGGCAGCAGACGAUGUUCUCUCUCGCCACUCCAUUAACUCUCUCCAGUCCCUUAUCCUCACCAACUAUGCACGAAUUCACAGGGGACUGCCGACGUGGACUUUGUUGGGCUUCACACACCAUGUCGCGAUAUCGAUGGGCUGUCACGUUGAUCCAGAUCGAUUUCCGCUUGGGCCUAUCGAGCGGGAAGAACGCAGACGUGCUUGGACCGGAGUAACGAUGCUCUAUAUUGUUCAGAAUACAGUAUUUGGACAUCUUGACCACCAGGUAGCCUCCGAAAGCGUGAAGCUCCCUUUGGAGAUCAACGACGUGGACCUGCUCACAGGGUCUUUUUCCGAACAAUCAACAGGCCCAACCCAAAUGACAUAUCUUCUGCUAGAGUUUCGUCUGGACAAGAUAUUCUCCAUGGUCUGCCGAACUCUUUUCAGCUUCUACCCCAAGUUCAGCCUCUCUCAGAUCGAAGCCCAGAUCUUGUCCGUUCACGAUAUGUGUGAUAGGCGAUACCAGAUUAACACAAAUCUUGAGCCUUUACCGAUACACCACGUGGCCAAUCUAAACAUCCUCUACAGCUAUAUCCACCAGCUACUCUUACUUCUACUCCGUCCAAGUCUUUGCUGCUACCUCCAGGGUGAUUUCACUCCGGAGACAUACGCAUCGAGAACUAAAUGCGUCGCCUCCGCCAAGGCAUCGCUUUCGAUAUAUCAAGCACUUCAUGAAUCACCUCAGUUCGCAUCAUACAAAUGGUUCAACAGUGGCUUGGGAAGUUUUCAUGCCUUUCACGCGGCUGUGAUUUUAUCAGUGACUUUAAUGUACCCAGAGAGCCAAUUUGAGUUUGUUGAGAUCAAAGAAACCCUCUGGAAAUCUUUGGAUGUUUUUGCUGCUUCAUCAAAUCGCAGCAAUUUCUGCAGCAAAGCCGUCCCCGUCCUCCGCCAAAUCAUCGACAUAGCCUGCACUAGAGGCCAACAGGCCGUCUUGGCCGUCGACCCAAACACCGGUAUCGUAAGCCCCUCCGCUGAGUACGCGCAGGGCUUAUCGCCCAUAGCAUCGGAGUACAUUAUGGAGCCACUCUUUGCUCAGCUCCAGCCCCAGAACUGGGUCAGUCCGACUUCAAUUCCAUGGGAUGGUUGGAAGUUUCUCUCCGAACAAGGAUAGCGAAUAUGGCAGGAACAGAUAUACGACUAAAUGGCUGUUUAGAGUGACACAGUAUCUGUUACUCUUCGGCUUUGUCCAUUGCUCUAGGGACCUUCCAAGACAGCAUCGGACUCGGGCGUUGUGCGACACUAAGCGUCUUAAUUUGGUCCUCGCUCAAGUCGAAAGAGCCACACUGUCUGCCUGCCAUCCCCCAGGCACACAAGUAUCGAUAUGAGUAACGUCAGCUUUGGAGGACAUAAUUUCACUGCUCCUCUGCCCUUGCAGACUUUUUGUCGAGAGGAGAUC
This is a messenger RNA of Aspergillus sclerotioniger CBS 115572, 2504 nucleotides long. Its product is annotated as Zn(II)2Cys6 transcription factor. Gene Ontology annotation, cellular component: nucleus. Gene Ontology annotation, biological process: DNA-templated transcription; regulation of DNA-templated transcription. Gene Ontology annotation, molecular function: DNA binding; DNA-binding transcription factor activity, RNA polymerase II-specific; zinc ion binding. Bases 204 to 2219 code for a protein of 671 amino acids. The record is from RefSeq and is a predicted model, not a curated record. The transcript has 3 exons. Lineage: Eukaryota; Fungi; Ascomycota; Eurotiomycetes; Eurotiales; Aspergillaceae.